UGAUCGAGCGUCAGUUUGUCUGCUCUCGCGCAACGGGACGGACUGUACGGAUAUUUCAAUUAUUCGAUCGAACAAUCAAGCAAUAAAAAUCAGUAAAUCGAAUCGAAAAUGAGAACGUUACUAGCGGUAUUAGCGACGGUGUCGUUGGUUCGUGGUGUUGAAUACGAUGGUCUUCGCGUCAAAUUCGGGUGGUCCGACGCGCUGGCUGACAUGGAGUACUUCUUUAAGAUCCCUCGCACCAGCAAGGACGCGGAGACCGAGGGCUGGAGACGCACGGAACGUCCACCAGGUCCGCUGCCAGAGCUCAGGAUGUACUGUCCCCAAGGCCGGGCUGUUUGCCCGCUGUUUGAUGCUGGGGGCUUCGUUGCUGGGCUGCAAAUAUCUUUGCCAGUGGAUGAGUACGAGUCUCUGGCAAUGAAGCCUGAGAAGAAGCUAGUAAAGUGGCGAGCACCCGCGCUGGAAGGCGAGCCCUCAAGAGACUACUGGACCCUCACGCAGUACUUCGUCUCUGAAGAGUCCUUGAAAGCCGGAGCAGGUCCGCAAGUGGAGAACGGCGCGACCCUCCAAGAUGGCGGCGUGUGGGUGACAGGAUUGGACGGAAGACUGAUGAGGAUCCCUAGCACUGAAGCCGAGCUCAACAGCACCGCUUUCAAGAAACAGAACUGCAUUCCUAACAUGGGUACGCACUACUACUACAACAUGACACCCCAAAUGAAAUGCGAAGACACUCUACCCUGGUUCGCGCUAGUAAGCCAGGGCGAUUUGAUCGGCACUGGCUUCCAGAUAUUCGGCCGAGUGGGACGCCAGAAGUACCGGGAUUGGUUCGAGCGCCCGCCCGGCGCGAGGCAGGGUGCUGAGCUGACGAUCCCGUUCGCCCCUCCAUGCCUGUACGAGUGGGUGUCCUCGUAUGGCGUCGUGUCGCUUCACAUCUACUACAUCGACAAACCUUGGACGAUUAAAUGCCGGACAGGUGACUCGGUGAAGCCUGCGCCUGCGCUCGACCGGCUCAUGUUCAGCGGGUACCGGUACGCCAACCAAGUGGCCGAUGAGGUCAAGAAGCUCUUCAGUGGAUAGCUAUUAGAAUAGCGCCUUAAUCAUUAACUUUAAAGUAAGGUCCGUGUGGCGAAGAUCGUCUGAGCGUUUCUUUUAUUUUUUGCCAUUUUUAUGUUUUUUUCUUGCCACUUGCCAGCACGGCAAGCGGAAUGGCACGCUGGUUAAAAUCACAUACAAUCGUCACGCUAACGAAUGAAAUUCACACUAGGGGUUCUGUAUCCGUCUUCUUCUUGAUCGGGACACUCUUGACAGAGCGGUCGUGGUCAUCAUUGGAAGUCUCCCCCCGUGACACGCUUGACGGCUCGCCUCCACUCCUCCCUGACGGCUGCGCGUUUAGCGCAUUCGUGCAAGGGGCCGUCCAUUGCUGCCUUUAUUUGGUCCGUCCACCUCAUGGGCGACCUUCCUCGCGCUCGGGUACCUUCUACUCUGUAUCCGUCUAAUCAGUAGGAAUCUGUUUUUUUGUAAAAUCCUACAUCGAGUGCAUGAUAAAAUUGUAGUCUUUUAUUUUAAUACCGAUCUCUUAAUGCAGCUGUCGGCAGCAGGCGACCCACGAAAACUCGCUUGCGGCCCGCGAGCCAGUGCAGUGGCGGAUUUGCAGUCUUUGCCGCCCUAGGCCCCAGGCCAUGUAGCCAUUCAAGGCACCCAUAACAUUGACUACAUUUUGAGUUAUUUCUUGUUACCAUCAGCGAAUUUUUGUCACAAUUUGCCUCCCCUAAAUAUCUUGCCGCCCUAGGCCCGGGCCUACUGUGCCUUAGGGCAAAUCUGCCGCUGCCGCGAGCCUCCCUGGCCAUUUUACAUAUUUUGUAUGUAUUUGGUAGGUAUUGACAAACGACAAUGUCUGCUAAAGUAACAAAUAUUACCAAAUUACGGCCUUUUCGUCCCUCUGUUUUAAUGAUACCUAGACCAUUCAUUAUUUCAAAUAAUGAAUGGUCUAGGUCUGAAAUACAUAAUUUAUUUCACUGUGCAUAUUCAUUUGUGCACUGAAAAUCUUAACAAUAUUAUUACAGAAUAUGCAAGUUGCGGAAAGUUCCCAAAAAGUUGGAAAAGGAAGGUUGGAAACUUUCACUUUGGAAAUGAAAUAUUUCGAUUCCCAUUUUUAUUAAAAAGAUUCCGAAAUUGUUCCAUUUGGACAUUUCGCGAUUUUGGAAACUUUCCGACGACACAUCACAUAAGUAAAAAAUUUAAAAGUAAUUAAGAUUACGAAACAUUAGUAGUAAACAAUUAAGUGAUAUCAAUUAAAUAUUCUUUAAGAUUG
Molecule: messenger RNA, 2308 nt
Organism: Cydia fagiglandana
Lineage: Eukaryota; Metazoa; Arthropoda; Insecta; Lepidoptera; Tortricidae
Exons: 8
Coding region: 109-1074 (321 amino acids)
Source: RefSeq, a predicted model, not a curated record